Naegleria fowleri is the source of this 1332-nucleotide messenger RNA. RefSeq lists its product as uncharacterized. Gene Ontology annotation, molecular function: ATP binding; protein kinase activity. The record is from RefSeq and is a predicted model, not a curated record. Lineage: Eukaryota; Heterolobosea; Eutetramitea; Acrasida; Naegleriidae. Gene Ontology annotation, biological process: protein phosphorylation. The coding region runs from base 1 to 1332 and encodes 443 amino acids. The transcript has a single exon.
AUGACAUUUCGAAAGAGAGCCAAUUCCUUCGAUGCCUCUCAACGAAGUACUUCUUUUGGUAGUUGUAAUAAUAAUAACAAUAAUAACCAUAACACUACUACGAUGACGACUCGGAUCAACACUACUACUCUUAACAAUAUUUGUAUCAACAACAAUAGUGAGGCUUGUUUGAUCGGAAUGGAUCAAAGAAACAUUGAUGGAAAUGAUGAUACUCCUGAAUAUGGAAGAAUGUAUCAAGUGGAUCCACUCAUGAGAAUACAUGAUGAUCAUCAUCAACCGAAACUCUCCAUGAAUCUUUCCGAACAAGAAUUACAAGAAUUAAAACAAGUCCAAUCAUUUAAAUCCAAUGAAAUUGAAAUUGUGAGCAAGAUUGCAACAGGAGGAUUCUCCGAAGUGUAUCAAGUAAAGAUUGAACACUCAAUGUAUGCUGGAAAAAAGAUGUUGGCGAAUAGAGCUCAAUUGGAAAGAAAUAUUCAGAAAUUUAAAGAUGAAUUGUUGGUGAUGAAUAGAUUAUGGAAAUGUGGAUGUAAAAAAAUUACAAAAUUGGUGGGCUAUUGUUUUGAGAAUCCUGUGUUUUGGAUUGUGAUGGAAUUUAUGGAUUUGGGAGAUUUACAUUCAAUUAUUCAUUUCAAAACAUCAAAUGAAUCGUUACAACGUGAGAAUCAAAUCAAUGUCAACAAAAUGUCAACUACUAGUGAUCACAGUGGUAAAAUGAACAUUCGUUCCAAUGAAGAGAUUGAAUUGAUCAAAUCCAUUCAAACUGAUUUUAGGGUUAAAAUGAAACUUGCUCAUGAUAUGGCUCUGGCAUUAAUGGAAAUUCAUGAAAAAAGCAAAUAUGCUCAUCUCGAUGUCAAGUCUUUGAAUUUUUUAAUAGACAAAGAGUUAAAUGUUCGAAUUGCUGAUUUUUGUGAUUCGAAAAUUGUGGACAUGCAACAAAAAGACCAACUCACAUCAUUCCAACCUCAUGGCACCAUUUAUUGGAUGGCACCAGAAGUCAUGAAACAAAGCAAAUUUUGCAAAAAAUCGGAUGUGUAUUCACUGUCUAUUGUUUUUUGUGAAAUUUUAACUCUCUCAAAACCAUAUCCAGGAAUGAAUGUGUUAGAUGUGAAAGAAAAAAUCGAAAGAAACACCUCUCCUCCAUUUAGAAUGAAUAUUGUAGAAAUGCUAAAAUCAUCUCUCAUUAUUGUGGAUGAAUAUAUAAGAUAUUUUAUUCAAAUUAUUGAAGACAUGUGGAAAGAAGAUGUUUCUGAGAGAUUAUCAUCAAAGCAAGUCGUCGGUAGGAUGAAAAUACUCCUUGAGAAGAUGUCUCUUAAUAGUGAGCCUCUCCGUUAG